CAAGCCACCACAACACACAGCAUGCCCUUGGCCCCUCCUCCGACCACUUUGUCCCCACUUUUUUACUCUUCCCCUUUUUCUCUCUGUCCCACGCGUCCGUGCCCUCCCACAUCGGACGUGCCCAGUCGCGCGGCUCAUGUCCUUCUCGUCUACUCGGGCCUCGCAGGCGCGCCGCAUGGCCGAGCGCCGGCGUCCCCUUGCCCUGGAGCCAGACGACCCGGAGGAAGGUGAUACCUCGAUGGGCACCUCUCUGCCUUCGAUUUCGAGCGCGGUGACCACUGACACCGGGGCGGCGACCGCCGGCAGCAGCCCACCUACCGAGAGGGCGUCGCUCUUUCGGUCGCGCGGAAGUCGCACACGAGCGGCCCCGCGUCCGGCCCUCGCUGAUCUUGACCCUGAUGCCGAUCCGUCGGAUGUCGGUGUGGCCGCGCCGCCGCCCCGAUCGCGAGUGGCCCGAUCGCGCCCGGCUGCCCCGGCUGCCAAGCUCUCCUUUGGCGAGGAGGAGGGCGAGGAGGACUUUGUGCCGGGCCCCGGGCCGCGGACUGGCCCCGGUGGCACGGACACUGGCCCUCUGUGGAGGCGCUCUGGCGGCACCUCGAGUGUUCAGUCCGGCCGUGGGCCGUCGCGUUUUUCCGGGUCUCUCGGUGCUGGUCGGUCGCGUGGUGGGUCACUGGUGAAUCCCCGUGUGACAGAAGGCCCGGCGGCUGGACAGGGCCCGACUCUGGUCGGCCCCUCUCGGGACUACAGCGCCGCGGCGCUGGCCCAGCUGAAGGCCUCCACGCCGUCGCUUUUCCUGGCUGGCGAGUCCCGGCCGGAGAUUGUGUCGGUCCUGGAGGACGAGGAUGAGGGCGAGGCUGGCAGCAUGGCCGACGGCCCGGCCAGCGGUGUCACACCGAUCUAUGUGCCCGAUGAGGCGACCAUCCGGGCUUGGAAGGAGGAAUCCCUUGCGCGGCAGGAGGCGCAGGCGCGCGCGCGUCUGGCCGCCCGCCGGCAGGCCCGCUCGCAUGGUGGCCUACACUCGGACGAUGACACGGAUGACGACGGCCCAGGUGGCGAUCGGUAUCGCUCGCCGGCGCCGGACUUCAUUCCCUUGUCGCGUCGCCGCGGUGGCGCCGGCAGCGACUAUGAUGCCAUGGAGGUGGAUGUGGCGGAUGUCGGGCCCCCGGGUGGCAGUGAGGCGGCCGGUCGGCGCCGGCGCCCGCGCCAGGACGACCCCGAUGGCGAGGUUGACCUGCUGGAGGAGGAAUUCACAUCCGGACGCUCGGGCGGGGAUCAUGCCGCCGCGCGCCGGAGUCAGCUGCUGGUCGACAUGCGCCGGAGCAUGGCCCCCCCGGGAGCCGGCGCCCGAGCCGACGCAGGCCCCGACUCGCCGGCCGCCAUGGUCGCCGAUGUGGCUGAGGAGGAUGAUGAUGAUGAAGAGGCGACCCUCUCACAAUGGGAGGCGGAGCUGGUCACGCGAGGUGUCCGUGCCCGGGCGGUGUUUGUGGACGCCGCCGGGCAGGUGGCGCGGGUGGGCUCGCAUGCCGACAUGCAGGGACCGACCGAUGCCAGCCUGCUGGCGCGUGCCCGGCGCGACCUGGCGUCCCAACGCCGUACGGUCCUUCCCGGGAGUGAUCGAGCUCCGGUGGAUGUGGUCUUCCUCAAUGAAUCAAGCUCGACCUCUUCGCUGCACAGGGCCUUCUCGUCUGAUGGGCCCCUCGAAGCGCCGGAUCUGCCGACAGCCCCGUCCUUGCGCAAUGUCACCCUCCGGCUGGAGCAUCUGGCCUCGCGCAUGGCCGCACAGACCGAGACCAAUGACCGCCGCCUGGCCGAAGCUGAGCGGCAGAUCGAGCAGGAUGAAGCGCAAAUCACCCUCGGUGGGGAGAAGCUUCAGACGGCGCGCUCGCGCUACCUCUUCCACCAGGGGCUUCGUCGGUAUCUGGACGAUCUGGGCGAUCGGAUGGCCGCGCUGCGUGAGCCGCUUGAGCGUGCUGAGCGCGAGGCCGCCGACGCCCUGGCCCGAGAUCUGGUCGAGCAGCGGCAACAGCAGCAGCCGGCGGACGGCGGCGAUCCGACCGCGGCCUGGCCACGGUGGCAGGCGGUAGCCGCGCGGGCUGGGCCGCAACUCCUGCGGAACGUGCCGGCGGAAUUCGCCGAUGUGCGUCUGUUGGGCGUACGCUUGGAGGCCUGGCGCUCACAGAGCCCGGAAAGCUAUGAGGCCGCGUACGCGCGCGAGUCGCUGGAUCGCCUGUUUGCCCCGCUGGUGCGCGUGGCUCUCCUCCGCUGGAAUCCGCUGGACACGACCGGCGAGUGGGCGCGCCUGGCGGCGGCGGCGGCGGCGGCGACGGCGGUAGAGGACGAGGAGCCGGCCCCGGGGGCGGCGGUCAUCGCCGCGGCCGCCGAUGCCAUGGAGGUCGACCCAAUCGAAGCGGGCACCCAGUCCGUGGCCCGUGCUCCGGACGGUGCGUCGGCCCCGGGCAACUCCUUCCGGCUGUUGCCGGACCUGGCGGCGGUGCUGGACCUGCCGGUCUUCCGGGAGGGGGGCUCGGCACACCGGGAGCCGGGGGCUGUGCCGGCUGCCCUGCCCCUGAGCCCGGCCGGUGGGCGUCUGAUUGGCCAGACAGUGGUGCCCCGGCUGACGGCCCUGAUCACCGGGGGGGUGGACAUCCCGGCGGCCGAGCUGGAACGCUGUAUCGAGCGCCUGCUGGUGCCGGAACUCGAGCGGGCCGGCGCUCCUGCGGUGGCCAGCACCUAUGCGGAGCUGAUGAGCGCCCUGGAGUCACGCUUGUAUGCGUAGGCCGUGACUACCAAAGGGGAAUAGAUCUGCUUUUUGAGCA
Messenger RNA from Fonticula alba, 2816 nucleotides. RefSeq lists its product as hypothetical. Gene Ontology annotation, cellular component: nucleus. The transcript has 6 exons. Gene Ontology annotation, molecular function: DNA binding. Bases 137 to 2776 code for a protein of 879 amino acids. Gene Ontology annotation, biological process: mRNA splicing, via spliceosome. The record is from RefSeq and is a predicted model, not a curated record. Lineage: Eukaryota; Rotosphaerida; Fonticulaceae.